Molecule: messenger RNA, 2344 nt
Organism: Anopheles stephensi (Asian malaria mosquito)
Lineage: Eukaryota; Metazoa; Arthropoda; Insecta; Diptera; Culicidae
Exons: 1
Coding region: 198-2204 (668 amino acids)
Source: RefSeq, a predicted model, not a curated record
GCUUAUAAAUACCGUGAGCGAAAGUAAGGAAAGUGGUCAGUCCACUGAUAGCCAUUAACGCGGUAGUAGUCGUAGCUUGAGAAGAGGGCACGCAACGUUCUGUUUCUGUGUUGGAACGUGUGGCGUCCGCAAAACGGUGGUGCCUCUUCGAAAAAAAAAUCGAAAUCGAAAUCGAAAAAAGAACAGACUCGCUCGCAAUGUUUAAGGUGAGUUUCAGUGGUUUGCGCGAGCGCGACGUCGUCAGUGAUCUUAAGAAAUCCCUUUUCUGUAUCUGGUUCCAGCUGGUGGUGGUCAUACUGUGCUUCGCCACACUGCUGGUUUCCACCGGGAGUGCACUGAAGAAAGACGAGUAUGAGAUCAGUAUCAAGCACGGUUCGUACGCCGUCCACCAGCGGCAUGUGAACGCGGACAGUACGCGCGAGGGCACGUCGCGCUCGGUGCCACUAGCGCCCACGAUUGCCCCCGGAAGUGCUGCGGCCAAAGAAAAUGGUCAGCAACGCAACGAACAGUUCUUUGGUGCGGUGAACGCAGAACGGGCCGGUGCAUCGGGUGGCUCGGUGGGUGAGGGUGAACGAAUCUCGACCACACUGACGGUGCCCAAACCGACCGCGCCGAGUGCAAAGCAAGUGACGGGUGGCGAUGAAGUGUCCGCGGGUGUGAAACCGAUCAAGAGCAUAGACUUUAAUGCCGUGUCCCCGGGGCUGGAGGAGGUACCACUGCAGGCGACCAUCUUCCAGAGCAGCCAGGGACGCGGUCAGAACCGUGUCUUGUCGUACCAGUCGGUGGAAUACUAUUCGGCGGACGAAGCCACCACGGAACGGGAAGCGAUUGUGCAGCCGAUCAGUGCGCAGGACUUUUACAACACGCCACAGCUGCGUGAACGUGGCCCAGUGUUGUUUGCUACCGAGCCACCGACCACUACCACCACGACCACCACGACAACAGUGGCCCCAACAACGGUGAAGCCUCCUGGCAAGUUGCUGAAAUCGAUCCCAAAGUCGGCUGUGGAAGAGAACGAAGAGAUCUAUCUGUUGCUCAAGUACGAGAACCCGAAGAAGAAGCCCGAAGCACAGACGACGACUGGACCUGAGGGAGGAGAUCAGAACCAAAUCAGUGCUAAUCGUGAACGUCAAGGAACGGUUGAGUCAUCGCGUGUGAGAACCUCCCAACAGAGUGCUCGUCAAAGUGCGGGAUCUCGCAAAAGGCCGCAGGCUGAGGAGGGUCCCGUUGAUUCCUUGCAGGAAAGUUUGAGAGCUGGAGGAAGUUUCACGACGGUAGGGUACUUUGUUAGUGAUUCAGAAACGACCACACCGAUGGCCCCGGUGUCUACCUCCACCAAGAGCUCUGAAAGUUACCCACCGACGGAGUCUCCUAGCUGGAGUUCGCAGGUUCGUUUCCCGUCCAGCAAACUGCGCAACAGCUACGGGGACUAUCUGAGUGCAGACUUUAAGGACUUUGAGGACUCUAUUCGUCCGAUCGAAGAAAAUGUGGAAGAAUCACCCGAAGAAGAAACAUCAGAAAUGGAGGACGGUAAUGAAGAAACGGGAGCUACCGAUCCCGCCAAUAUCGAUGCCAAUUUGGACGUUAUCGAAAUGACACGAAUUCUCGCGGGGCGUCAGGGAGGACUCACGAUAUCCGAGUUCAACCGACUGUUUAAAGACUAUCUCAAGAAAGAGAUCACCGCACAAGAUCUGGAUGAGUUUAAAAAGCUCGAAAACGGCGAAGAGGAGGCACCCAAAGAAGCGCCCUCUAAUGAGGAUCCAACCAAGUCGUUCGAUAUACGGGCGGAGAAUGGGAAGAAGAGUUUAAAGGCAGGUGGUAGCUUGGCCGGUCCUACUGCAGCACAGAAGCAGCAGCUCGAUCAGUUGAAGGUGCUGAUUAACAAGGGCUCUCUGAAGCCUGGACGGAAGGAGAAGGUAGUCAAGAUUGGAUACGGUGGGUCGAAAUCGUUCCAAGGCGUAUACAAAUCGCAAAAAUUCCUGGAGAAGGUGAAAUCGGAGCGUACCCCGGUGCUGGCCGAUGGAUCGUGGGGUGGGCUAGAGUACAGGCAGCAGCAACCGGUGCGGGAAAUAGGACCGAUGGCUUACGUAGACAAUCCGGUGUUCGGGUUUGUGCCCGGUGGAAGGGCGCGUGCUGGGCCCAAGGAUGGCCUGAAAGCUGUUAACGGUGGUCAGAGCUAUGUAAAGUUCCAGAAGAUCAGCUAAAUGCGCGGUCUCCGGGUGGGCCCGGGAUCACUCCAGAAGGGUGAUACGUAAGCUGGAAUCCUAACUGCACCCAGCUUUUGUUACCUCUGUGUUUAAGAAUAGCGCUUAGAGAGUUAAUAAAUAGAAGACGUUGUUGUUGA